This is a messenger RNA of Pleurotus ostreatus (oyster mushroom), 1038 nucleotides long. It is a transcript of the gene RPF2, whose product is annotated as rRNA-binding ribosome biosynthesis protein rpf2. The transcript is spliced from 4 exons. Gene Ontology annotation, cellular component: nucleolus. The record is from RefSeq and is a predicted model, not a curated record. Gene Ontology annotation, biological process: maturation of LSU-rRNA from tricistronic rRNA transcript (SSU-rRNA, 5.8S rRNA, LSU-rRNA); ribosomal large subunit assembly. Lineage: Eukaryota; Fungi; Basidiomycota; Agaricomycetes; Agaricales; Pleurotaceae. Bases 1 to 1038 code for a protein of 345 amino acids. Gene Ontology annotation, molecular function: rRNA binding.
AUGCUACGAACGGUGCGACCCAAAAAUGCACGCUCAAAACGAGCCCUUGAUGCUCGAGCGCCGAAAGAGAUCGAGGAUGCACGGACUGCGAUCUUCGUAAAAGGAACACAUGCAGGGGAGCGGGUUAGUUCAGUUAUGAAAGAUCUGAUGGCCCUCAAACGACCGCAUUGCAUCUCAUUCUCCAAGAAAAACGAUAUUCACCCAUUUGAUGCCACUACAUCAAGCUCAGGCUCAACUUCACAAUCAUCUUUGGAGUUCUGGGCGGCCAAGAACGAUGCAUCGUUGUUUGUUAUCGGGCAGACGACCAAAAAGCGGCCGCAUGGGCUUACUUUGGUCAGGAUGUAUGAUGGACGGGUGUUGGACAUGUGUGAAGUUGGAGUGGAAGAGCACAAAAGUAUGGAUUCAUUUAAGACACCCAAACCCAGACCAGGCAACAAACCACUCAUGCACUUCGCCUCUGAACUAUUCGACACACAUCCGCGAUUCAUCCAACUAAAAUCCCUCCUUAUAAGCCUCUUCAACGGCGAAGUCAUUGACUCAAUAUGUCUCAAUGGACUCGAGCACGUUAUCAGUGUUUCCCUCUCUCCCACACCCGCCGGACUCACCACCGCCUCCCCUGAGACCACCACCAACCUCAACCUCCCAAAAGUGCACAUACGUGCAUACACUACCCAGCUCCUUCCGUCUGGCACUCGCGUCCCGCGCGUCGAGCUCACCCCCAUGGGCCCCGCCCUCGACUUGGUCAUGCGCAGACACCAGGAUGCGGAUACGGAGACGUGGAAGCAGGCGAUGAAGAGGCCGAAGGUCGUGAAGAAGGACAUUGAGAGCGGGCUGGGGAAGAAGAGGAAGAAUAUGGAGGUGGACGAGAUGGGCGAUCUGAGAGGGCGGGUGCACGUAGGGAAGCAGGAUUUGAGCAAGUUGGUGGGGAAGAAGAUGAAGGGGCUGAAGAAGGGGAGCGGCGACGACAACGCCAUGGACUUGGAUGGGGAAGACGCCUGGGAUAUUGGUGGGAAGAAAAAGAGGAAAAUACAGACAUAG